This is a messenger RNA of Aspergillus puulaauensis, 2544 nucleotides long. RefSeq lists its product as uncharacterized. The record is from RefSeq and is a predicted model, not a curated record. NCBI's taxonomy places the organism in Eukaryota, Fungi, Ascomycota, Eurotiomycetes, Eurotiales, Aspergillaceae. The transcript has a single exon. Bases 1 to 2544 code for a protein of 847 amino acids.
AUGCAUCGCUGGCAUGAGUCCGGCUGUCGACGACCAGAUGUCUCUGCAGCGAGCGGCCUUCCUUGCUGCAGCUAUUGCUUCGCGAUCCCAUCGUUAGAAGAUCACACAGUGCACCCCCAGCCAUGUCCAGUGCCUGAACUCCAAGAUCGGAGGCGAAUGAAUCUAUCAUGGCCAGCUGCAGUUAAUUAUAGUGGUUGGAACAUCGGAAACGAAAGUGGUAUAUUCCAGAGCGAUUCAAAAAGUGGUCUACAUGAAUCAGAACCCCCAAAAUCAUUUCUACCAGAACUUCCAUCCGAAGACAGUAUACGCCUCUUACGGCUGAAGCCUGGCACAGACGGAGACCCGAUCCACGUAGACCUCGAGACUAUACACAUCAACCAAAUCCCUCUUCCGUUGUACGACGCUCUAUCGUAUACCUCUGUGAAGGAUCUCACUGACUCGACCGAACCCUGCCCGGUAUUUAUAGGGAGUUAUUGGGAUGUCGCAUAUGUACCCACCACCUGUGGCAAGGCUCUUCGGCGGCUUAGGCGUCGGAAGGGCGAUAGACUGCUCUGGGUGGAUUCGCUGUGUAUAAACCAGACAAACCCAGUCGAGAAGAAUGGCCAGGUUCAUAUCUUACGCGAGAUCUACGCGAGGGCGACGAAAGUUUUGGCCUAUGUUGGAGACAAACCGUCUGAAUUUGGCCCAGCGUUCAGCUUUCUUAAAGAAAUUACAGCAUUUCAACCAACGCCAGGCGAUCACCCCGCCAUGGACAAGAGUGUCCAGGAUAGCGUAUCGGCGUUGCUUGAACUGCCUUACUUUUCCCGUCUCUGGGUUCUUCAGGAGACUCUCAUGGCCCGUGAGCUGGAGUUAAUCUGGGGUGAUCACUCUGUACGGUGGCCCAAACGCGCCUUUGGAGGCUCUUGCUCCGGCUUGAAUAUACCGUCUUGGCUAUUCAAGGAUUCAAAAUGGUACCCAUUUAUGGGGAGGGAUCUGUUGAAUGUCCUAGUGGACGCAUCCUCAUACCAAUGCUCCGAUCCACGAGACAAAGUUUUUGCGGUUUUGGGACUAAUGGGCGAGAAGUUCAUCAGUCCCGACUAUCGACUGGCUACUGAAAACGUAUACAUAGGCAUCGCGGCAUACUUUACUAAAAGCUGGGACACGAUGGACUUUCUUGCAGUGGCGGGACAGAAGGAUAGGACCCUUGACCUUCCGUCUUGGGUUCCUGACUGGUCCCAAAAGCUGUCACUGCCGUCUCUGGACACUGUCAUGAAGACUUGGGUCAGGGGUGAACCGGACGACCUGCUAUUAGACGGCGCCAUACAGAUCAAGUUUGAUGGUCUUGGUAGAACCGACCGCGAUAUUGAAGUGAGUUCUGCCACGGGAACCAUGCGGCUACAAGGCUUUAAGCUGUGCAGUAUAACAGGCCAGAGGAGAGAAUUUGGAGGCUAUACCUACAUCGAGAUACCAACAGGCCCCCGAGGGUUCUGCGUGCUGUCGAUUCCUCAUCCGAAUUAUGAGGUUGAUGAAACAGACGGGCUGUUUGUAUUGAAUGAAUAUCGUUACCCUGUAAUACUCAGGAAGACAGAAAGAGAGGGCGCUUAUAUUCUGGUGUCCGUAUGUGCUCUCUCGAUUGGAUCUCCUAAUUCAACUUUCCUUGUCCCCUGGUAUCAGCGGGAUAGACGGGGGAAGGGAAAGCCUUCAGGGUUGAAUGUAUCAGCAAUGACCCCAGAGGAGGACAGCUAUCUACAGCAGCUGUAUUCGAGACUAGAGCCUAUGCCUCCUGACCCCGAAACAAACCUACCCUCGAUGACCACUGUGCGACUCAGGGUCCUAAAGUUUCUGAUGCUGUACCACCCGGCUCUCGAAAGGAUCGAGAGGCAGUUACGGGAGGACUGGAUUAAGUGGAAUCAGGAAUUAGGAUGGAUGUUCCGCGACCAGUCAGCCAUCUGGCAAUUCCUGCUGGAAGUCAACCAGAUGAUCUCAGUUCAAAGAACAGGCGAGGGAAAGAUGGAAAUUAAGCGACCCGACUUUUACUCUGUCAGCCAGACUGGAAGAAUGUACCCGUCUCUAUAUACAUGGGAUUUAUCUCGAUUCUGCUGGUCUUUCCUCCAACCAACAGACACAACGGAAUCGGAGCCGGAACUGCAAUGGUCGCCAAUGGUAGACCGACUACGCUCUCACCAGUCGGAGAUUAAACAAUGGGCACAGGCCACCGAAAAGCUCCUGAAACACUUUGAAUACACCGCGACGUGCCUUGGAGAAUCGUGGGAGUCAUUCCCCGGUACGCAGCUACCGAGGAAAUGGGCCAAUAACCACGAGGAAUUCCUCGCUGCGUUGGGACCAUAUCUACAUCAUGGAACAGACAUGCAACGACGACCGCACCUGGAGCCAAGGUAUCUUUGGAGCCAUUCCGAAUUUGAGAGCCAGCUACGUGCUCGGCAGGAGAUAUGGACUCUUCAGGGGCCUGAGGGGUAUUCGGGCGGCGGUAAUGUCGAAGUCCAUGCGUUGUUGAAUUUCCUAGGGUUGGACCUAUAUAAUGAACAGCGUAUUGACAUUGUUUAG